UUUCUUUUCCUGCAAACCACUUCCGUCGGUAAGCUCCAUCUUUCGUUUCUAUCACGUUUCGCGUUCGGGAGAUUAGUUAUUAGUUUGUGUGAUUGAAAAAGUCAUUUUCAUCUAAAUUUGUUCCUUUAGGAAAUAAAGAUAAAAUGGCAGACACCGCCAAACGGACAAAGCCACUAUCUGCUAAAGCACUUGCCCGUUUGAAACCUGGCGAGAUCAAACCAAACAAGAAGAAACAGUACGGACAUCCCAGAAAUUACGAUUUGGGAGCUGGAGUGUAUAGAUUCAGUAGGUCCAGGAUGUACCACAAGAAGGCACUGUGGAAGUUUGUCGGAAAGAAGAAUCCGAAGAAGGAGAAGCCAAAGAAGAAGAGGUUCAUUGAGAAACAGAUCGGUGGUGAGAAGAAUGGUGGAACCCGUAAGGUAAUUUUAACCCGCAAGACUGCAUCCUACCCAACUUGUGACAGGAUCAGACGUCACCCGGCCAAGAAGUGCUUCAAGGACCAUAAGAGGCGUCUGCGUCCAGCUCUCACUGAGGGUACAGUCUGCAUUGUCCUUGCAGGUGUCCACAAGGGCAAGCGAGUUGUCUUCUUGAAGCAGCUAGGCAGCGGACUGCUUCUCGUCACAGGACCUUACAAGCUCAACGGAUGUCCACUCCGUAGAAUCAACAAAAACUAUGUAAUCGCCACCUCCACCAAGAUUGAUGUAUCACCCAUCCAGAUCCCAGCGGAAAUCAAUGAUGACUACUUCAAGAGGAUAAAGAACAAAAAACCCAAGAAGGAGGAGGGAGACAUCUUUGUCGCCAAGAAGGAAAAAUACAAGGCCUCAGAUAAGAGGAAGGAAGACCAGAAGAAGGUUGAUGCCCAAGUAUUGACCCAGAUCAAGAAGGCACAGCACUCUGGAAUGAUCAGAAAGUAUUUGGGCUCCAUGUUUGCACUACACAGUAGCCAAUAUCCACACAGGAUGAAGUUUUAAAGUUACAUUUUAAAAGUUUGUUAAAUAAAACUCAUUUUGUGGAUA
Molecule: messenger RNA, 1016 nt
Organism: Homalodisca vitripennis (glassy-winged sharpshooter)
Lineage: Eukaryota; Metazoa; Arthropoda; Insecta; Hemiptera; Cicadellidae
Product: 60S ribosomal protein L6-like
Exons: 2
Coding region: 144-971 (275 amino acids)
Biological process (GO): cytoplasmic translation; ribosomal large subunit assembly
Cellular component (GO): cytosolic large ribosomal subunit; ribosome
Molecular function (GO): structural constituent of ribosome; RNA binding
Source: RefSeq, a predicted model, not a curated record